UGUGCGUGUGAAAAAUUUCUAUAUUUUGAUAAACAAACAAGGCGCAAACACAGUGUCAGCAGCUUAACACACUCCCACCAACAACUCUUCUUCGUCCACUCCAAAUUCAUUCCCACUAAAAAUCCGUACCCACACGCCUAAGGCGCUGUUUGUUUGUGUUUUUUAAAAUUCCCAUUUUUCCUUAUGAGAAGACUAUCUUCCCUCUUCCUCCCACAGCCCCCACAAAUACCGCAAAAGAAACUCUUCUCAUCUCCCCCAAACGCGCCCUCCAAAAAGACCAAAAUGUCCUCCUCCGCCGCCGCCCUCCGCCUCCGCCGCCGCCACAAGAAGGUCGUCGUCAUCAUGGGCCCCACCGGCUGCGGAAAAUCGAAGCUUUCAAUCGAUUUGGCCGCCGGAUUCUUCCCGGCGGCGGAAAUCAUUAACUCCGAUAAAAUCCAAGUCUACCGCGGCCUCGACAUCACCACCAAUAAAAUCCCGCCGCCAGAGAGGAAGAACGUCCGCCACCACCUCCUCGGCGAGUUCGGCGGCGGCGACUUCACGCCGGCGGAUUUCCGGUCGGCGGCCUCCGCCGCGAUCUCGCAGAUUUGGUCUCGCCGGAAAUUGCCGAUGGUCGUCGGCGGAUCGAAUUCCUUCAUCUACGCAUUGAUGGCGAAGCGAUUCAAUCCGGAAAUCGACGUUUUCGCCGACGGCGAAUAUUCCGGCGGCGGUGGAGGUGGUGGCGCCGCCUUCUGCAAGGAGGUCCGGUACAACUGCUGCUUCAUUUGGAUCGACGUAUUUCCGCCGGUGUUAAAUGAUUACCUAUCGAGGAGAGUUGACGACAUGCUCGAAUCGGGGAUGGCGGCGGAGCUGUCGGAGUAUUUCCGGUCGCCGGAGAAGCUGUGGCGGCGGAAAUGCGGGCUGAACAAGGCGAUCGGAGUGGCGGAGUUCCGGCGGCGGUUUAUCGGCGGGUGGGAGGAGAGGGAGGCGGUGGGGGCGAUCAAGGAGAACACGUGUCAGCUAGCGAAGAGGCAGAUGGGGAAGAUCGUACGGCUGAGGGAGGAGGCCGGGUGGGAGCUGAAGAGGGUGGACGCAACGGCGUCGUUUAGGGCCAGGAUGGAAUCCGGCGGCGGCGUGGCGGCGGAGAUUUGGGAAAGGGAGGUGGUGCAGCCCAGCGUGAAGAUUGUGAAGAACUUCUUGAUGGAGUGAGUGAGUGAGUGUGUAGUAGGUUCUCCACCUCUUCCUCAUUCACCCCACCCCCACCACCCACCUCCCGAAAUUCCCAUUUUGCCCUCGUCUCUCUCACUCUCUCUAUAUAUAAUAUACCUACAUACAUAUAUAUAUAUGUCUCUAUGUGUGUGUUCUGAAUCUUUCUCUGGUUCACUA
Andrographis paniculata is the source of this 1362-nucleotide messenger RNA. Its product is annotated as adenylate isopentenyltransferase-like. The transcript has a single exon. Gene Ontology annotation, biological process: cytokinin biosynthetic process; tRNA modification. Gene Ontology annotation, cellular component: mitochondrion. Lineage: Eukaryota; Viridiplantae; Streptophyta; Magnoliopsida; Lamiales; Acanthaceae. Bases 184 to 1185 code for a protein of 333 amino acids. The record is from RefSeq and is a predicted model, not a curated record. Gene Ontology annotation, molecular function: AMP dimethylallyltransferase activity; tRNA dimethylallyltransferase activity.